AUGAAGGAGCUGGGAAAAAGAAUGAUGAAGUACAACAGCGAUGUCAAAAUUAAAAGAUACAGAGACAGGAAGUGGCAAGAAAUAGCAGUUGCUCGUGUUGCUCAUGGUUCCAGCCAUGAGAGGAAAGAAAGCUACAGUUCCCGCCACAGAAGUUUAUCUCCAGAAGACAGGGAUAGGGAUGCAGAGCGUGACAGGUCUCCAUCUCCCAGAGAGAGAAGAUACUCUGAUGACAGCAGGUAUGAGGAAUAUUCAAGAAGGGACUACUAUGAUGAUAGAAUUUCAGAUGGAAGAAGGAUGGAAAGAGAGCGAGACAGACACUAUGAGAAAUGGGGGGAGAGAGACUCUGAUCGAAGAGGGGAGAGAGACUCUGAUCGAAGAGGGGAAAGAGACUCUGAUCGAAGAGGGGAGAGAGACUCUGAUCGAAGGAAGCAGAGAAAACACUCGUCCCCGGAUCAUAGAAGUCCAGAGAGGUCAAUGCCCCAGAGUUCCCUUCCUCAUGAUGAGCCCCCUUCGAAGAAGAAGAGGGAAGAAGUGGAUCCAAUCCUUACCCGCACAGGUGGAGCAUAUAUUCCUCCUGCCAAGCUCAGGAUGAUGCAAGAGCAAAUCACUGAUAAAAAUAGCUUGGCCUAUCAGAGGAUGAGUUGGGAAGCCUUGAAGAAGUCAAUCAACGGUCUUGUCAAUAAAGUGAACGUAUCUAAUAUAGAAAAUAUCAUUCAUGAACUCCUUCAGGAAAAUAUUGUGCGGGGAAGGGGAUUGCUAUCUAGGUCCAUUUUGCAAGCUCAGAGUGCCUCUCCAAUUUUUACUCAUGUUUAUGCAGCUCUUGUGGCAAUUAUCAAUUCAAAGUUUCCAAAUAUUGGUGAAUUAAUCCUCAAGAGGUUGAUACUAAAUUUUCGCAAAGGAUAUCGCAGAAAUGAUAAGCAACUCUGUCUAACAUCUUCAAAGUUUGUUGCGCAUCUGAUGAAUCAGAACGUGGCUCAUGAGGUUUUAUGUUUGGAAAUGCUCACCUUGCUUCUUGAAAGACCUACUGAUGACAGUAUUGAAGUAGCAAUUGGAUUUCUUAAAGAGAGCGGCCUCAAAUUAACAGAAGUAUCUCCUAGGGGCAUUAAUGCGAUUUUUGACCGUCUUCGUCACAUUCUGCAUGAAUCUAAAAUCGACAUGCGAGUUCAGUACAUGAUAGAGGUUAUGUUUGCGGUACGGAAGGAUGGCUUCAAAGAUCAUCCAAUCAUUCCAGAGGGAUUGGAUCUAGUGGAAGAGGAGGAUCAGUUUACACAUAUGUUGCCACUAGAAGAUGAAUAUAACCCAGAGGAUGUCCUUAAUGUUUUCAAGUUGGAUCCCAACUUCAUGGAAAAUGAAGAGAAAUACAAAACACUUAAGAAAGAAAUUCUUGAUGAAGGUGACAGUGAAUCUGAAGCAGGUCAAGAAGCUGGAAGUAGUGAGGAAGAGGAAGAUGAAGAGGAGGAUGAAGAUGGACAGAAAGUUACUAUCCAUGAUAAAACAGAAAUUAACUUGGUCUCCUUUCGUCGUACAAUUUAUCUUGCUAUUCAGUCAAGUUUAGACUUUGAAGAAUGUGCUCACAAAUUGCUGAAGAUGGACUUCCCUGAAAGUCAAACUAAAGAACUCUGCAAUAUGAUACUCGACUGUUGUGCUCAGCAAAGAACAUAUGAGAAGUUCUUUGGGUUACUGGCAGGGCGUUUCUGCAUGUUAAAAAGGGAAUACAUGGAAUCCUUUGAAGCUAUUUUCAAAGAACAGUAUGAUACCAUUCAUCGUUUGGAAACAAACAAAUUGAGAAACGUUGCCAAGAUGUUUGCUCAUCUACUGUACACAGAUUCAAUUCCCUGGAGCGUUCUUGAAUGUAUAAUACUGAGUGAAGAAACUACCACAUCCUCCAGUAGAAUUUUUGUCAAAAUAUUUUUUCAGGAACUUAGUGAAUACAUGGGCCUUCCUAAUCUAAAUGCAAGAUUAAAAGAUGAGACCUUGCAAGUUUUCUUUGAGGGAUUAUUGCCUCGGGAUAACCCAAGGAACACUCGCUUUGCCAUCAAUUUCUUCACUUCUAUUGGCCUUGGAGGACUUACGGAUGAAUUACGGGAGCAUCUGAAAAAUGCACCAAAGAUGAUAAUGACCCAAAAACAAGAUGUUGAGUCAUCAGAUUCCUCUUCAUCUUCCGACACGGACUCUUCUUCAGAUUCUGAUUCUGACAGUAGCAGCAGUAGUAGUAGCUCAGAGUCAUCCAGUAGCAGUGACUCCUCAUCUAGCAGUGGCAACAGCAGUGACUCAGAUGCUGCUAGAGCCAGGAGGAGGAAGAUGCAAAAGAAACAUAGAGAAUUGGAUAAAGUUUCCAGGAAAAAGCAAGGAAGUAAAAAGAAAUCACUUGAAAAGAAGAAGGAUAGGAGAGAAGAUAGAAGUGAUACUGAGAGAAAGUCGGAAAGAGACCACCGAAGUUUGAGAGAAGUGCAGAGAAGGGAUGACGGGUCUAAAUAUCAUCACAGGGAUGAGUCCAAUGGCAGAGACAGUUACCACAGUGGAAAGGAAAGGAGCCAUGAAAGAAACAAGGAUCUAGAAAAUAAACACAGUAAUUCAAAAAUGAAGAAAGCAGAGAGAAGAGUUUCAUUGUCAGAUGAUGAAAAUUACAGACACCGGAGUAAAGAUAAUGGGCAUCGCAGCAGAAGAAGAGAAAGGUCAAAAUCUGGAGAAAGGCACCAUAAUAAUUCAAGUCCCAGAGAGGAGGAACAGGAAGACAGGUACAGAAAUGGUUCAGAAAAAGUCCGAGAGAAACACAGCCGUCAUUCUGAGCAGUACAGGGAAUCGAGAAAAAACGAGGACAGACGAAGGGAGAAUUCCCCACACAGGGGAAAAUAAUGCUUAACCUGAAUUUGAAAUGAAUGUGCAUUCUGAGCUGUUAAAACUGUAUAUUUGAAAAUCUUAUUAUUGAACUUUCCUUUAAAAAAAGCUUUUGUA
This is a messenger RNA of Tinamus guttatus (white-throated tinamou), 2955 nucleotides long. The record is from RefSeq and is a predicted model, not a curated record. NCBI's taxonomy places the organism in Eukaryota, Metazoa, Chordata, Aves, Tinamiformes, Tinamidae.